CGGCGGCCUGGUGGACCCACCCCGAAGGCGGCGGCGGCGGCGGCUGCCCUGGGGAGGGCCCGGAGGUGAUCCUUGGUGAAGAAGCUUCAUUCAUACAGAUGAGCCCAGGGUCGUGGUGGCACUUUAAAGCCAGAUAGUUGGUCGGCCCAACUGCCCGGCAGAAUGCCAUCCACCAACCGAGCGGGCAGCCUGAAGGACCCGGAAAUCGCAGAGCUCUUCUUCAAAGAAGAUCCGGAGAAGCUCUUCACGGAUCUCCGAGAGAUCGGCCAUGGAAGUUUCGGAGCUGUUUAUUUUGCACGUGAUGUGCGCACCAAUGAAGUGGUGGCCAUCAAGAAAAUGUCUUACAGUGGGAAGCAAUCCAACGAGAAAUGGCAGGAUAUCAUUAAAGAAGUCAAGUUCCUUCAAAGAAUUCAACAUCCCAACAGUAUAGAGUACAAAGGCUGCUAUUUGCGGGAGCACACGGCAUGGCUUGUUAUGGAAUACUGCUUAGGAUCGGCAUCAGAUUUAUUAGAAGUCCACAAAAAGCCAUUGCAAGAGAUCGAAAUCGCUGCAAUUACCCAUGGUGCUCUCCAAGGUUUAGCAUACUUGCAUUCCCACAACUUGAUCCAUAGAGAUAUCAAGGCAGGAAACAUCCUACUGACGGAACCGGGCCAGGUGAAGCUAGCCGACUUCGGAUCUGCUUCCAUCGCAUCUCCUGCCAAUUCCUUUGUGGGGACGCCAUAUUGGAUGGCCCCAGAAGUGAUUUUAGCCAUGGAUGAAGGACAAUACGAUGGUAAAGUGGACGUGUGGUCUCUUGGGAUAACCUGUAUUGAGUUAGCGGAAAGGAAGCCUCCCUUGUUCAACAUGAAUGCAAUGAGUGCCUUAUAUCACAUAGCGCAGAAUGAAUCCCCUACACUCCAGUCCAAUGAAUGGUCUGAUUAUUUCCGAAAUUUUGUAGAUUCUUGUCUCCAGAAAAUCCCCCAAGACAGGCCGACAUCGGAGGAGCUCCUGAAGCAUGUCUUUGUCCUCCGGGAGCGCCCCGAGACGGUGUUAAUCGACUUGAUCCAGAGAACCAAGGAUGCCGUUCGAGAACUGGACAAUCUUCAGUACCGCAAGAUGAAGAAGCUGCUGUUCCAGGAGGCGCACAACGGGCCCGCGGCCGAAGCCCAGGAAGAAGAGGAGGAGCAAGACCAUGGCGUGGGCCGGACGGGGACAGUGAACAGUGUCGGGAGCAACCAGUCCAUCCCCAGCAUGUCCAUCAGCGCCAGUAGCCAAAGCAGCAGUGUGAAUAGUCUUCCAGAUGCCUCGGACGACAAGAGUGAGCUGGACAUGAUGGAGGGGGACCACACGGUGAUGUCUAACAGCUCCGUCAUUCACUUGAAGCCGGAGGAGGAAAACUACAGAGACGAUUCGGACUCCAGGUCGAGAGCUUCAGAACCGCAGUCUCCACCCCAAGUGUCCCGCCACCGGUCCCAUUACCGCAACCGAGAGCACUUUGCUACUAUACGCACAGCGUCGCUGGUGACGCGGCAAAUGCAAGAGCAUGAGCAGGACUCGGAGCUCCGGGAGCAGAUGUCCGGCUACAAGCGCAUGCGGCGGCAGCACCAGAAGCAGCUCAUGGCCCUGGAGAACAAGCUGAAGGCCGAGAUGGACGAGCACCGGCUGAGGCUCGACAAAGACCUCGAGACGCAGCGCAACAACUUCGCCGCUGAGAUGGAGAAGCUCAUUAAGAAGCACCAGGCGGCCAUGGAGAAGGAGGCGAAAAUCAUGGCCAAUGAAGAGAAGAAGUUCCAGCAGCACAUCCAGGCCCAGCAGAAGAAAGAGCUCAACAGCUUCCUGGAAUCCCAGAAGCGAGAGUACAAGCUCCGCAAAGAGCAGCUCAAAGAGGAGCUGAACGAGAACCAGAGCACGCCCAAGAAAGAGAAGCAGGAGUGGCUGUCCAAGCAGAAGGAGAACAUCCAGCACUUCCAGGCCGAGGAAGAGGCCAACCUGCUCCGGCGCCAGAGGCAGUACUUGGAGCUGGAGUGCCGCCGCUUCAAGAGGAGGAUGCUUCUCGCACGCCAUAACCUGGAGCAGGAUCUGGUCCGGGAGGAGCUGAACAAGAGGCAGACCCAGAAGGACCUGGAGCACGCCAUGCUGCUGCGCCAGCACGAGUCCAUGCAGGAGCUGGAGUUCCGGCACCUGGGCACCAUCCAGAAGAUGCGCUGCGAGCUCAUCCGGCUGCAGCACCAGACCGAGCUCACCAACCAGCUGGAGUACAACAAGCGGCGAGAGCGGGAGCUGAGGCGCAAGCACGUCAUGGAGGUCCGGCAGCAGCCCAAGAGCCUCAAGUCCAAAGAACUUCAGAUAAAGAAGCAGUUCCAGGACACCUGCAAGAUCCAGACCCGGCAGUACAAAGCGCUGCGGAACCACCUGCUGGAGACCACGCCCAAGAGCGAGCACAAGGCGGUCCUGAAGCGGCUCAAGGAGGAGCAGACCCGGAAGCUGGCCAUCCUGGCGGAGCAGUACGACCACAGCAUCAACGAGAUGCUCUCCACGCAAGCGCUGCGAUUGGACGAGGCCCAGGAAGCGGAGUGCCAGGUCUUGAAGAUGCAGCUGCAGCAGGAACUGGAGCUGCUGAACGCCUACCAGAGCAAGAUCAAGAUGCAGGCGGAGGCCCAGCACGAACGGGAGCUGCGGGAGCUGGAGCAACGGGUGUCCCUGCGCAGGGCGCUCCUGGAGCAGAAGAUCGAGGAAGAGAUGCUGGCGCUGCAGAAUGAGCGGACCGAGCGGAUCCGUAGCCUGCUGGAGCGCCAGGCGCGGGAGAUCGAGGCCUUUGACUCGGAGAGCAUGAGGCUGGGGUUCAGCAACAUGGCCCUUUCGAACCUCUCCCCGGAGGCGUUCAGCCACAGCUACCCGGGAGCUUCCGGUUGGUCCCACCACCCUUCCGGGGGCCCGGGGCCUCACUGGGGUCACCCCAUGGGGGGCCCGCCGCCGGCCUGGGGCCACCCGAUGCAAGGCGGGCCCCAGCCAUGGGGUCACCCCUCGGGGCCCAUGCAAGGGGUCCCCCGAGGCAGCUCGCUCGGGGUCCGCAACAGCCCCCAGGCACUGAGGCGGACGGCCUCCGGGGGACGGACGGAGCAGGGCAUGAGCCGCAGCACCAGCGUCACAUCGCAGAUCUCCAAUGGGUCACACAUGUCUUACACAUAAUGAUUCCAGGGCUGCACCCGGGGGCGGCGAUUCCGCCGGAGCCGUCUGCCAACAGAAACUGCCAACAGACGCCCCGUCUCCCUUCCCAGGGGGCCCAGCCCGGGCAGCGCGGCGGACUCUGAGUGCCGACCGGCAGGCCAUUGGGCAAAGCAUUCUGUUUUGGGUUUACUAAUUGGGAUGUCAUAGUAUUUGGCUGCAGAGAUGCUCUCUUUACCUCCUUGGGGGGGGGGCGGGAUUAUUUUAAGGACGUGGUUUGGAGGGAGGAGAGGGCAGCUCUUUCAGUGGUGACGGUGAGGGGUGGGUGUUCCCUCCCCCCUUCGUUCCAGUGACUUUGUACAGCUCUCUGCCUACCAGAGCUCAGGGCAGGUAUCCCUUUUCCCAAACUCUCCUGUCCUGGGUCGCUGGCGGUGAAAUAGCCAAACUUUGUGUUGGGGGGAGGAGGGGCACGUGCUCUUGUGUCCCUCUCUGUAUUUCAGCACAUACCCGCUCUGCUUCAGAGGGGGGGUCUCUUGCAGAGAAGGGGCCGAACGGGAGUGUGCCACGAAGGAGGGUCUUUGCCUGCUGAGGGAAGCUGGGGGGGAGGAGAAGCGAAGGCUCUCCACACCCCCAACGCACGCUUUCUCUAUUGCACUACGAGGCGGACGCCCCGAGAGUUCAGGGUGCGCGUGAUUGCUUGAACGGAACUGCACUAGUCAAACGCACCUGCUGGAAACCUGUCCGCGGUUUGGCCCGACCGGCUGUGGGGUUGGCGGGAGGGGGGAGGCCAGGCUGGGGAAGAGGGCUCUUCUCUGGCUUAAUACUGUGACAUCUCAUUCUAGUUAAGCACCAGAGCAAGUCACGGGACACCUGGAGUCGCCCUGCUCUUGCCUGCUCUGUCCUUGGAAACUUUUUAAGACAUGCAGCCCAAUUUCCAGCGGUAUUGUGAGUGAAAAGAUGCCAUAAGUUGAAAAAACAAAAACAAAGAACUACACAAAAACAUGCCAUCGGUAGACGGGGAGUUUCUCCUCGUUCUGACACUACAUUUGCCAGUUUCGUUAACCUUUCGGGCUUGCCACAAUUUCUCGUUUACAUGUAAAGCUGUAGCCAACAGUUCUGAGUGUUUAAGUUGCCACGGGGGAACAAAGAGUUGCCGGCGUGUCUCUCCCAGCUGCUGACCUGCCUGUAAUGUCUCUGUAGACGUUCGCGACACACGGCUGUUCCCUUGCACGAGUUUUGGGUUUCCGCGAUUCCUUCCCGACGCCCGUAGCCCUGGCUGCUUGGCGACCUCCAUCGCCCCGAGGCUUUGCUUCUGGGGAGCGGCUGCACACGCGUGGACACUCUAGCUGGGUGAGCGGGAGGGUGAGGUUUUCUGAGAGAGAAAUCCCUUUGCAUGGGAGGGCCUUUGGAAACCCAAUUGCCAAGGCAGCCAAAGAGGUGCUGCAGCUAGCAUCCAGGAAGAGGAGCCUCAGCUGAAGGUUAGUUUGGCCCGAGGUUAGGAAGAAG
This is a messenger RNA of Elgaria multicarinata webbii, 4650 nucleotides long. RefSeq names its product TAO kinase 1 (gene TAOK1). The record is from RefSeq and is a predicted model, not a curated record. The transcript is spliced from 20 exons. The coding region runs from base 163 to 3168 and encodes 1001 amino acids. Gene Ontology annotation, molecular function: protein serine/threonine kinase activity; ATP binding. Gene Ontology annotation, biological process: protein phosphorylation; regulation of cytoskeleton organization. Lineage: Eukaryota; Metazoa; Chordata; Lepidosauria; Squamata; Anguidae. Gene Ontology annotation, cellular component: cytoplasm.